AUGGCCAAGCACCGUAAGGUGUGCGGCAAAAAGAAGGCACCAAAGACGCGCAAGGUCAUCAACCGUGAGUCUUACAAGCGCCAUAAGGACAACAUCCUGAACAAGCGCUUCGAGCAGAGGGCGUUCAACCGGUUUCGUCGUCUCGAGGUUGCCAGAGAACAGCUAGUCACGUUGAGCAAUAAGCCUCUCGGUGUUGAGCCCAUAAAAGUGAAGCACUGGACCCCUGCAUCAAAAACGAGCCUUCUUCACGGUAUUAGUAAGGAUCCGAAUCUCUUUGCGUUCUGUCUUAACCCUUUCGCGAGCCACUUUGGUAAACUAUAG
Messenger RNA from Phytophthora nicotianae INRA-310, 321 nucleotides. RefSeq lists its product as hypothetical. The coding region runs from base 1 to 321 and encodes 106 amino acids. The record is from RefSeq and is a predicted model, not a curated record. NCBI's taxonomy places the organism in Eukaryota, Oomycota, Peronosporomycetes, Peronosporales, Peronosporaceae. The transcript has 2 exons.